AACUAGAUUGUUAGUAUGGCAUGAAGUGGAUGACUGUAGGCCAGGAUCAUUAGAGUUUUGCAGCUGCAGCAUGUAAUCAGCAUAUUCAUCUCUGCUCUCAUUGAUGUAGCACUUAUUUAGAAAUAGAAAACAAGCCACUACAGCUAUAUCCACAAUGGUGCUAGAUCCUUUAAUGUAUCAGGCUGGCGUUUUUCACAUCAUUUUAAUGUUCUGAAUUUUAAUAUAAACCCCAAAUACACGUAUUACCAAACAAUUCGUUCAAUUACAUAAUUUAUGAGAUACUGUUUCGUAACUGUUACAUUUGGAAUAAGGUCAACCUCUAUUUUGAGCAUCAAGAUACCUUGCAAGCAUUUCACCUGUUAAGCUCGCAAUGCAUGACAGCCGCAAUGUGUGACGUAAUAUUGAGUUUUCGAAGAGGAGUGUGGGGGGUACGAUUUGCUGAAAUGGGAAGAAUUUGCCGCUUUAUUUCAGUGUUCGCGUAAAAUACGUACCCCCUUAAUGGCAAUAUUGAUUAAAUUUUAUGCGAUGAACUCCAAAAUCAAGAAUGAUUCCAGCUGUUAGUUAUGUUUUUGUCUACAUAGUCUUAACUUCAGUGGCCUACAAAUUUUAUUAGGAAUUAAAAUGUAAAUAAAUGCUGCGAUAUCAACGUUUAUAUUUAAUUUUGGAUGUUGUUCGCAGAACAAUAGUUGUGCAGCGUGGCUCAGGCAUUCCUCCGGAAGAUGACCACAGGUCUGCGUCACAUUGCAACUGAACCAGCUAAUCUAAGUAAUAAAUACUUAAGUAUGGACAAGAAACGAAGUCCUUUGCCUCGUAACAAGAUCAAGUCUGUCACAGGUGCAGCAUCUGAUUCUGAAGGCAGUUUGGAGAGCAACAGUCUGUCUGCUGACUCAAAUAAUGAUCACUUACCAAAAACACCACCAAAAGACAAUGCAGCAAAGAAGCGAGGUGCCAGACGAGGAUCAGAGUGGGAGAUUUUAGAAGGUCUGAAAGAUGGGCAGAGGUUUGAUAGGAAACCAGACAUUUGUACUGGUUACCUGCACAAGAAAAGGAAAUGGCCUCUCAAGGGCUGGCACAAACGGUACUUUGUAGUUGACAAAGGAAUCUUGGUAUAUGCCAAAGGCCCAGGAGACAUUGCAAGGGGUAAGAUUCAUGGUUCAGUUGAUAUUGGAUUAUCUGUUAUAUCAACCAAAGCAAAACGAAAGCGACUUGAUAUAGAUGCUGAAGAAUUCAUCUAUCAUCUCAAGGCUAAGACUCUUGAGUCUUUUCUAAAGUGGGUAGAACAGCUGAAACAGCAUCGACUAUAUCGACAACAUCUUCUCACAUUUGGUACAAAGGAUUUACCUGUAAUAAGAGCACAAGGCAGUAAUGCAGAGGGCGACAGCUCUAAUCGCAGCAAGGUAGCUAUGACUCCUCCAGAGAUUGUACCAAAUCGUGAUGGCUCUUUACCAAGGAAUGUGAAGCCCUGUUCUCCUCCACCUAGUAUUUUGGGUUCUGGGGCAGGUGCAGGCAGUCGGUUAGCUGCCUGGGUCAUUGACUCUGCACCACCACUGGAAACACUCAAUAAAGAGUUGGGACAGGUUUCACAGAACAUUGUGCAGCUAACACGAAUCUUGGAACAGAUAGAAUCAAUACCGACCAUUGAUACUGAGCUUGCAAAUGAAGGCUUUUCUCCUAAUGUGAAAAAGGACCGUAAGAAAUUUGGUCUUCGGAAGAAAAAGAGUUCCAAAGGAAGCUCUGUAGAUUUGACUGGUUCUAGUCCCAACAAGACUACUGAACCUGAAUCAGCAUCUCCACUGUCAGUCAGUUUUCCUGGCACAGAGACGUGUUCAUUCAUGGGCCUCAGUGUCUCAUCCAUCCAGCAGCAGUCUACAACUGGGGGCUUGAGCAGCAGCAACACUUCACUUCCUACAACAACACUGGCUGCAAGACCUCAGAGCCUACCAGGGCCUGAACACCUGCUUCCUCUUGCAAUGAAUGCUGUAACUACUAUUAACAACACUGCAGCACUUACACUAUGCAACUUAGACACCAAACCAUCAGGCACUCCAGAUAACCAGAUUCGGGAAGAUUUUGCAAUAUUAGCCAAAGAAAUUAAUGGUAGCCUAAAGAUAGUAUUGUACACACUGACUACAGAGCGUGACCGACUGAAGACUGCAUUGGAGUCAGACAGUACCUUUCUUUUGAACCUUGGGGCUUCCAUCCCUUCAUCAGCUGCUACUGGCAAUAUGGUAGCUAGUCUGCGAAAUUCUCUUAAUCAGGCUCUGCAGCAGAAUGCUGACUUGCGCUUGAGACUGGCUCGUAUCCAUGACACAGCAGAUCUCAGUGAUAUUUCUUCAGUUGGACCUGCCUCUGAAGUGCUUCAGAAACCUCUUCAUGCUUCGCUAUCAUACAGCUCAUCUUGCAUUAGUGCGUCUGAAUUCUUUGAUGCAGAAGAAUACCAGUUACAUCAGGAUAGGCAAGGGGGACGUGAUGGUAGUGAUACGUCAUCUGAAGCUUGUAGCCUUACUAGUGAAGAGGGCAGUGUCAGCAGUGAGAAUAGUGAAGUGGGUACAGAGUACACCCCAGCACAGAGUCUGGCUGAAGGAACUGGGGCUUCCAACAUGAAAUGUAUGACAGGACGACGUACCAAACUAUCUGCGCCAAGACCUGACACUGAAGGGCUGUCUCUCUGGAACCUGCUGUGCAAGAACAUUGGCAAAGAUUUGUCACAAGUCUCCAUGCCAGUUGCAUUAAAUGAACCUCUCAACAUGUUGCAGCGAAUGUGUGAAGAACUAGAGUACAGUGAACUUCUGGAUAAAGCUGCAGAGGUGGACGAGCCAUAUGAACGAAUGGUAUACAUUGCAGCAUUUGCAGUAUCAAGUUAUGGAUCCUCCUACUUUCGGGCAGGAAGCAAACCGUUCAACCCUGUAUUAGGAGAGACAUAUGAAUGUAUCCGAGAAGAUAAGGGCUUCCGUUUCAUAGCAGAACAGGUGAGUCACCAUCCUCCCAUCAGUGUGUGCUAUGCAGAAUCUCGAAACUUCAUCUUCAGCCAAGAUGCUAGGAUCAAGACUAAAUUUUGGGGAAAAUCGAUGGAGUUCCAACCAACAGGUAGUGUAAAUGUACAGCUGCCCAGAUAUGGUGACCAGUAUCAGUGGAACAAAGUAACAACGUGUGUGCACAAUCUGUUUGGUGGUCAACGCUGGGUUGAUCAGUAUGGAGAGCUGCGUAUUACCAAUGGCAGAAUCAACUGCAAACUUACAUUUGUCAAGGCAAGCUAUUGGUCAGCCAAACGGCAUGAAGUGUUCGGUGUAGUGACAAAUGAAGAAGGGAAGGUUGUGAGGAAUUUGUUUGGGAAAUGGAGUGAAGCCCUGUACUGUGGAGUUGCACCUUCUGCUCGGUGUGUGUGGAGGCCAGGAACGAUGCCAGAAGAGUAUGAAAUGUACUAUGGAUUCACCAGAUUUGCAAUGGAGCUUAAUGAACUAGAUCCAGACAUGGCCAAAUAUCUCCCAAUUACAGACACAAGAUUCCGGCCAGAUCAGAGAUUACUGGAAGAAGGGAAUCUGUCAGCAGCAGAAACUUUAAAGCUUCAGUUGGAACAGGCACAACGGGACCGACGGAAACGUAAAGAGCUGGAAGGUAUACAGCAUGAGCCACGAUGGUUUAGCAAAUGCAUUACAGUUGAUGGUGAAGAGUCAUGGAAGUACAGUCACAAGUACUGGGAAUCCCGCAAGUCUCCUGGGUUUGUUAACAUGCAAUUUGAAGCUCUCUGGUGACAGACACAUUGUAUCUUUACACGUUACAUGGUAGUCUUGAAUGCUGAAGCAAUACAGCUUGAUUUGAUGGUUGUUACCAUUUGAAGAGCUGGCUCGAUAUCUGUAGGCAUAUUAUUUAUAAUCAUCAAAUCAAGAAAGGAAUAAGAAAAAUGUGUACAUAGUGUUUGUUUUCUUUAUUUUAAAAUGUUGUUGGUAAUUAUCUUUGACAUUACAUUUUGAUUGUUUUGGAUAAAUGAAGAUUUAUUAUAACAUUUUAGAGCAUAGUAUUUAUCUUAGUAUAGUGAUUUGGAUAAUUAAUUAUUAUUACAAAGGGUCCAGGUGACUUGGUUGUGGAAACAUUUUUUUAAGGCUAAUGGUCUUUAUCCUGCAUUAUUUCUUUGUCCAAUUGAAUUGCCUAUAAAAUAGAAUAUAUAUAUAUUUGUUAAAUUUAAGUAACACUGGUAUACCUGAGAAGCUCUGAAGUGGUGUCUUAAGAAAAUAUGGCACAUCAAUCAGUAUCGUAAUUUAAGGAGAGUUUUUUUGUGUAUUCAUUGCAGUGUUUUUUUGCAGUUUUUGUUUUUUGCAGUUCAUAACCUGACAUAAUUUUUGGUAUGGACAUUUAUUUAUUCUCCUUUUCAAAUGUACUGGAUUUGAGGACUAAGUCAUUUGAAUGUAGUCUGUGUAUCUGCAUGGCAGUAAAGUAUUUUGAUACUGUUGUCAGUACUGUAUCACUGGAAUUUAUGGAUCUUAAUGUCUGAGUAAUGCCAUACGUAAGAGAGGUUUUCCAGUUUAAUGUUUCAUUGUUCAUUAAUUUGUUUCAUGCUAGUUUAACUAAUACAGAUUGUUGGUAAGUCCAGUCUGAAUGCAGUUAUGACGUAUUUAAAAAUUAUGUGACUCAAGAUUUUUUGUGCUUUGUUAAAGAGAAAGUAGCUUGUAACUUAUAUAAAAAUAUUAACAUUUAUUCAGAUAUUGUCUAAUUUAUGAAUCUAAUAGCAUUGGUAUCAUUCCAGUGUAGAACUUCUGUUGUCUCACAACCCAGUAAUUUGUGAUGUAAAUUAUCUGUAGGACUCAUUGUGUCAAAGUUUAUUGACAUUUUCAAACAUAUUUAAUGAUUACUAGAGAGGUACACAGUUAAUGUACAAUGUACAACGAUAUGUUGCUCUGUGGAAAAGAGCCUAAUUAUGCUUGUCAGGGUAUUGGUAUUUUAUUUUAGUAUUUUUUAUUCUCCCCCCAAAAAAUAUUUUCUGUAAUGAAUUGCACAUUUUCUUCUGACUGAAUGUAGUACUUGAUUAAAUCUAUGUGUGAGACUUUGUUAUACUACAAAACUGUAAAAUUUGUGGUUUAUUUUGCUUUACAGUAUGGUUUCAAUGUUUUUAAGUACAAGUUACAGUUGACAGUUAUGUAUGUGAAUUAUGAAGUAGGUAGAUACAUUUUGAAUUCGGUUCGUGAUAUGUUAACAUCUGUUAUCAUGCCAUAAUUUUAAGUAACCCUUAUCUGAAGUAAAAUAUAUUGAUAUCAUUAACAAAUGCCUGUAAGGUGAUUAUAAUAUGGAAACUCAGACAAAUCCUUUCUAUUGUAUUUGUCCAUACAGAAGGAUGGUAUCAAUAUAUGUGCCCCAUUACAAAGAAGAAUAUGAUUUUUGGAUACUACUUUUGUAUUACUUAAUAAUAAUAAGUUAAAAUAACUUCAUUGAAUUAAUUUCCAUCAUGUUAUGAAGCUUUGUAGUUUAAAGCUCUGAAAUUAUUUUUGUUGCCUACACUGACAGUGCUAUGUCACACUUUUCACUCCCUUUCUUAUUAAAAAAAAUACUAAGUAGUCUUGAUAGUUGGUAACUCAGAACUACUAACCUUAUUCAUAACUAAAGUCUUAUUAAUAUUUUUGGUUUACUAUUUUGCUGUAAAUCAAAAUGGAGCAUAGUUUCUAACCUCAGAUAUUUUUCUCUUGGAGCACUCAAAUUAUACUUGUAAAACAACAUAUUUUACUAGGUUUGGUAGGUAAAAAUGUCACUUUUGAAAUGAAGAACAGUUAGAAUAGGCCUAGUAUGUUGGAGGUAAAAACCUUUACAAGCACUGAUAAAUUGUAUAAAUAGUGUACAUACUAUAUUGCAGGUGACCAAUGUCCUGUUAAAUUUCUGUCCUGUCCCCCACCAGUUAUAUUCCUUAUUUUAAACAUACUGGCUUCUGCGAAUGGGGUUCAUAAAUGUUUAAACUAGAGGAAAAAGAAGCACAGGUGAUAUUAUACCUUAAACAUAUACAAUUCAGUUGCUUUGUGGAAUAAAUCAUGUAGGGUAAUCAAUAAACCUAGUGGCAGUGUUAAUUUGUACUCAGUGUAGUUACCAGGAAGUUUAUAUGUACAGCAAACUAUUUUGGAACAUUUGUAUGAAUACAGAAAGGUGUAUCUAAAGUCAUCUGGCAGUAAUACUUUAAGUAGGAUUGUUACCUUCUGCUUAGACUUACACAGGCAUUGAAAUUUGUAGGACAUUAAAUCCAGUUUAAUUCUGGAAAUUUUAUGAACUGCAUGGGUUGAAAGUUUCAUAUUGACUUAAAGUGCUAGAAAUCGUAUAUAGGCCUACUUUAUUUGUAAUAAUUCUGCCCUGUGUAUAUUGGCUUUAUUAAGAUUUUUUAAAGAAGUGUUUUGAUUGUACAGUGUGGAAAAGCAAUGUGACAUUAACAUGUAACAUUUAUAUAUGUUAUGUCAGAAAUCUUUGUCCCACUUAGUGGCGGAAGAUCAAGUUGACUAGCCAUCAUCAUUUAUAUUAUUUUCUGCUUAAUAUUCAGUUAGUUAAUCAUCAGUUUCUGCUGACGGUCCUUCUCAUCUGGACCUGGACUAAUAGUUUCAAAACAUCUCAACAACUGGUCAUAUAUGUAUAUAUUUGAAAGUUAUGAUACCCAACUUGAGGGGCUAUUGAUUUGCCCAAUAUACCUCACUGUAAUUCCUCUAACUUUGAUUCAUAAACUCAUAAUGGCAUCUUACUUAAAGCAUGAAAUGUUACUUAUUUAACAGUUCUUACACUAAAAACCAGGUGAGAAAUUUUACCAAUUCAAAAAUGUGUUAAUCACAGCUGUGCAAUUAUAAUCUGAAAUUUGUUGACAGUAGGUUAAGUGAUUAAAUUUCUUUUAUAUAUACAUACAGA
This is a messenger RNA of Zootermopsis nevadensis, 6864 nucleotides long. Its product is annotated as oxysterol-binding protein-related protein 6. The record is from RefSeq and is a predicted model, not a curated record. Gene Ontology annotation, cellular component: cytosol; perinuclear endoplasmic reticulum; plasma membrane. Lineage: Eukaryota; Metazoa; Arthropoda; Insecta; Blattodea; Termopsidae. Gene Ontology annotation, molecular function: cholesterol binding.